Opisthorchis viverrini is the source of this 2184-nucleotide messenger RNA. RefSeq lists its product as hypothetical. The record is from RefSeq and is a predicted model, not a curated record. The transcript is spliced from 14 exons. Gene Ontology annotation, biological process: snRNA processing. The coding region runs from base 1 to 2184 and encodes 727 amino acids. Gene Ontology annotation, cellular component: integrator complex. NCBI's taxonomy places the organism in Eukaryota, Metazoa, Platyhelminthes, Trematoda, Opisthorchiida, Opisthorchiidae.
AUGUCGUUUAGAGGAGAAUCAGCUAAUGCCUUUUUUAUGCAUGUUGAGGAAAGACCAGAAAACCUCAUGAGGAUAGAUGCCAAAAUGGAUUUGGGUAACUGUGUCUCCUCAAACUUGUCUUUCUCACUGUCUCGUCAGAAAUCGGCCCAAAAUGCAUUUGCCAUUUUACGGUUGAUUCGGCGCACCUUCUCUCGUAUUACUCGCAUGGACUUCCAAAUACUCUAUGGGGCCUACUUCAGACCGCUCCUGAAGUACGCAAACCAAGUUGGCUACUCAGGAUGCACAAAGAACGUCACCCUCAUUGACCGUGUCCAGCGAGCCGCUACGAGAAUGUUUGCCGGCCUCAAAUCCGUGGACUACGAAACGCGUCUCGCGAUGCUUGAUCUCUUUCUCCUGGAGUACCGUCGCCCCCGAGGGGACCUAAUUCUUACUUACGCCCUGUUUGAACGAAGCUUGGCCAACAGGUUUUUACCGUUGACCCAGCAAACACCCGACGGGGACAUAGUAAGAAAAAUUUCAAGCUCAGAGCACGCAUUCAUUAGACAAUUCUUUUUCUCAUUUCUGGUAGUAGGUGCCUGGAAUGACCUUCCUCCGACGGUCCGGAAGACAGUGUUGGUUAGACCUAUAACCAUUGACAAACCUGGUAUGAGUGACUCACCCUUUCGGUGCCUAGCUGCCGUGCCACACGGAGACACGAGGGCUGGGAUACUGUCAAGUUGCCCAAGCCUUGACAAGGGAAGUCGAGAGCCAGAGGUCGGGUUCCAACCACGGCCCUUCCGAAAAAAUGGAAUCUCAGUGAAAUAUUACAAAAGGUCGAAUUCUUCGUUGGGAUCUGACCGUCCUAACACCCAAAAAAUGUUACAACUGGACCUACCUUGCAUACAAGGAAGGCACACAUCUCACGACGCUUAUCUCCUAAACGGACAGGAGUUACUUUCGAGUACUAAUACCAAUUCGGACAUUCACAACCCAUGCUACUUGUUGCAUUUGAGGGACGUCAAUGUACUCCUGGACUGUUGCAUCGAAACAUCGGCGCUGGUGCAUUUUUUACCUUCCCACCAGCUUCUCACUCCCGGUUGCUCAGAUCUGCCCGUACCCACCCACGAGGAUGUUUCUGUUGCAAAGAAAAGCCAUGCAACUUCUGUUCCUGCCACGCAAGAUGAUUGUCAAGUCACAAUAGGAGAUAAUAUCUAUCUGAGAUCGAAACCUCAAUUCUGUCUGAUGAACAAAACUGAGUUCGCUUCAGUUAUUUGGGACGCGGUGGAUGUGAUAUUGGUGUCUAACACCAACAGCAUACUAGGUCUACCAUUCAUUUGUUCGGCGACAAACUUUCGUGGACGUAUCCUGGCCACCGAACCAGUAGUAAAAUUUGGAAAAGUUUUGAUGGAGGAUUUACUGGAUGCGUUGGAGCAGCUUCCGCCUUGCAAGCGAUACCCGGUGGAACAACUGAAGCAAGAUCCGAAACAACCUCGUUCUUUCCUGCACGAUUUUCUUGGCGCUAAUGACAGAGUUUGGAAAGAGUUCUACUCCCGCCAAACAAUUAAGGAUACCCUGGACAGAAUACAAUUGGUUGCCUAUCACGAACCUGUGGACAUAUUCGGCCUUUUAACCAUUUGCAGUUCGAGUGCCGGUUUCGGACUCGGAAGCUGCAACUGGACCGUGAAUUCACCCACGGAAAAGGUUGCCUAUAUAUCCCACACCUCACUACUGUACUCCCAUGUGUUGCCUUUCGACGACUCCUUACUGGCCGAUGUGGACGUGCUGAUUAUGGGUACGGUGAACUUGCUUGCAAGCACGCAACUUGAAAGGACUGUGAAUGAAUUUCGCCACAUCGUGGUACAAACGUUAGCUCGUGGAGGUCACGUUUUGGUCCCCAUCAACCCUUGUGGCAUGCUGUUUGAUCUCAUUGAAACUGCUAUCCAUGCGAAAGAAAAUUUCAAGGGCACCAUCCAACCGUUGUUCCCACGAGAAAAACCCGAACCUAUUGGCAAUGGUCAAUCGCACGUACCUCCUACAACUACGUCGGUGAAUAGUGGUCGAGAUAGCGUAUUUCUUGACAGUACGGAAGGAAAUACUACUCAUAAUAGUAGCAGCAACAAUAGUGUGACCCCGUUGGGUGGAUCCUCAUCAUUACAAAGAGCAGACCGCUGGGGAAUUCGCGCAUCUCAUCCACAGCUGAACUGA